Vanrija pseudolonga is the source of this 966-nucleotide messenger RNA. RefSeq lists its product as uncharacterized. The record is from RefSeq and is a predicted model, not a curated record. Bases 1 to 966 code for a protein of 321 amino acids. The transcript has a single exon. NCBI's taxonomy places the organism in Eukaryota, Fungi, Basidiomycota, Tremellomycetes, Trichosporonales, Trichosporonaceae.
AUGUCGCGCUCGACCGCCACCGCUACCACCUCCGGCUCCACCUUCCAGUGGACGCCCAUCAGCAUCAACCUCUCGCCCGAGCUCGCCCCGAUCCACCCCCAGUGCCCCGUCUGCACGCGCCCCGACGCCGCCAAGCGCUUCAUGGCGCUCUACCCCGCCCUCCCCCACCUCGCUAAGAUCAACUGCGAGCGCUGCUGGGAGGAGUACCGCAAGCUCAAGGUUCUGCAGAACCCGAACCCCGCCCAGGCUCACGCCACGGCGGUCGACUACCAGUACCUCACCUCGGUCGCUCACCCCUCCGGCACCCCGUGGGCUCGUCACAACGCCAGCAUUGGCAAGACGGCCCCACUCAAGGUCGCCAAGGCGCUCCCGACCCCGCCCGCCACCCCGCCCAAGGUCAACAAGGCUCUGCCCACCCCACCUCACCGCCACACUCUCCCGGCGUCGUACCACCUCCCCGCCACCCCACCCACUUCGUCGCGCGCCUCGACCGUCUCGUCGGCCUCGAGCUACUACACGGCCGCGUCGCCCCGCGACUCGAUGGUCUCGACCUCGUCGUACCACACCGCCUCUUCGCAGGUCGCGCCCGCCAUCAUCUCGCCCCAGCCUCAGCGCCUCGUCCAGCCCAGUGCCAACCCCGUCUCGGCCCUCGACCAGGCUCUCGCCAAGAUUCGCAACCGCGACUCGGUCGUCUCGGUCUCGUCGACGCGCACGCGCUACGACGUCGAGGUCACGCACACGCUCCCGGACCAGUACAAGCCCCUCCCCACUGUCGCUUCGUCUGACCGCCCCACCAACCCCUACUCUGUUCCGCGCAAGCCCGCCCCGACUCGCGCCCAGGCCGAGGUCUCUGCGUACCGCGCUGUCCAGAGGAUCCCCGUCGAGUCCAAGAAGCACGCUCAGAGGCACGCCGAGUACUCGCGCUACCUCGAGCAGAACCCACUCCCCGUCCCGCCUAAGUUCUGA